Molecule: messenger RNA, 2668 nt
Organism: Durio zibethinus
Lineage: Eukaryota; Viridiplantae; Streptophyta; Magnoliopsida; Malvales; Malvaceae
Product: AAA-ATPase At3g50940-like
Molecular function (GO): ATP hydrolysis activity; ATP binding
Source: RefSeq, a predicted model, not a curated record
AACAGUCAUUUGCCACGCGCUAAUGAUUUCAAUUCCUGAGAAAAGAUUGGACUGUGAACUUCAAUCUCCGUUUCUGGAUUUACUACUGACUUCCAUCUUUUUGUCUUUUCGAUCUUUUUUCUUGGUCUCCCAAGUCAAUAAUUCUGUCGAUUGCUUGCAGAACAAUUUUCCCAAAUGCCCAAACCCACCAUUUUUAUAGCAGGGAAGUUUCUUUCUUUUCAGUUCAUUCUGUUCUGUCAAAACCAACAAAAAUGCCCACAGUGAGAAAACCCCCCCUAUUUACCAAUGCCAUUAACCAAGUCCCCUCUGCCAAGGUCAUCUUCUCGGCUGCUGCAUCAGUUGCCGCCACUGCCAUGUUGGUUCGAUCAUUCGCCAAAGAAUUCGUUCCUCGAGAGCUCCGAGACUACAUCUACUUAAAAAUCAAGAAUAUCCUUGUCUCUUUCUCUUCAGACCUCACGUUAGUCAUUGAAGAAUACGAUGGUCUCAGCCAUAACCUUCUUUAUAAGUCUGCAGAAUUCUAUCUUGAGCCCACAAUCCCUCCUGACACGAAGAGAAUUAGAGUAACCAUGCCAAGAAGAGGAGGCAAGAUUUCAUUGUCCCUUGAAAAGAAUGAAGAAAUCAUUGAUAACUUUAAUGGGGUUCAAGUGAAGUGGAAGUUUGUUACAAAAAAAUUGCCUCCCAAGUAUAUUCCAGGGUCUGAUCCUUACAACCCUGUGCUUAAAUCCGAGAUUCGGUUCUUCGAGCUAAGUUUCCACAAGAAACAUAAAGAAAUGAUCUUGAACGUUUAUAUGCAGCACAUAUUGGACAAAGCAAAAGAAUUGAAGCAGCAAAAGAAGACCUUGAAGUUAUUUACCUUGAAAUAUGAUAGGAUGCCCGGAAGGAGAGGGGAUAUGUGGCAGUCAGUGAAUCUCGAUCAUCCGGCUACUUUUCAAACCCUGGCAAUGGAUUCAGAGGUGAAGAAGAAAAUAAUGGAGGAUUUGGAGAGAUUUGUGAAAAGAAAGGAGUAUUAUAAGAGGGUAGGUAAGGCUUGGAAAAGAGGGUACUUGUUGUUUGGGCCUCCUGGCACCGGGAAGUCAAGCUUGAUUGCUGCCAUGGCCAACUAUCUUAAUUUUGAUAUUUAUGACUUGGAGUUGACUGAUAUCAGGGGGAAUUCAGAGCUCAGGAAGCUCGUGAUUUCAACUGGGAAUAAAUCAAUACUGGUUGUGGAGGAUAUUGAUUGUUCUCUGGAGUUGCAGGAUAGACUUGCUCAAGCCAGGGCUGCGGUGCCACAAGGUUCUCAUCGACUUAAUCAAUUACCUCAGUAUCAGUUAACUCUGUCAGGGCUGCUGAACUUCAUAGAUGGGUUAUGGUCAAGCUGUGGGGAUGAAAGGAUUAUAGUGUUCACAACCAAUCACAAGGACCGGCUUGACCCAGCUUUGCUGCGCCCUGGUCGAAUGGAUGUGCACAUCCACAUGUCUUACUGCACUCCAUGUGGGUUCAAAAUGCUGGCUUCUAAUUACCUUGGGCUGCCAGAGCACCCGCUUUUCUUAGAGAUUGAGGAAUUGCUAGAGAUAACGAAGGUGACACCUGCAGAAGUAGGUGAGCAGCUGAUGAAAGAUGAGGUGCCUGAAAUAGUGCUACAAGGUCUAAUCGAGUUUCUUGAGAGCAAGCUAGGAGAAGGUCAAGAAGCUGACGCUACUGAAAAGAAAUCGGAAGAAGCCGAAGCAGCAGAAGAUGGGGAAAAGCUAGUAGAGAAACAAGGUAAGAGCAAGGAACAGGUAGAUACAGGGGACCAACAAACACUAAUCAUUCAGUAAAUUGGUGUAGUUUUCAUAGAGAAGAAGAUUACUCCGUUUCUUUUCUGCAGAAAAAUCAUGAAAGCCUGCUAAUAUGAAACAAAUUAAGUCUACAAUUUCAUAUUUCUGAACUUAUAUGAAUGUUUUUUUUACUUACCAUUUGUGUGGAAUUGAUAUGAUUUUUCUUUGUCUAAUUAUUUGGUUCGGAUAAUCAUCUAUUUCACAUCAUACCUUCAUGCUACUACAGAAACGGUAAAUUUUGAACUAGUAAACCGAAAACGUCCCAGCUUGAUCGUUGAAAAGUAUCCCAUAUGGUUUGUUUUAAGUAAAUCUUGAAGGUGCUUCCGACAAAGGAAACAGAGCCCAUUCUGCUAGAAUAACAAUGUUGGACUGACAGAUCCAUUUUUUUGUGAUCCAGAAAUAAGGGCUUUGAAAGAUUUUAUUAUUUAUUGAAAUGCGCUUUUAAUUGUCUCGUAAGCUCAGCUAGCUCGCUUGUGUUCUAGUAGAACUAGGCCGAAGGCAAUAAUCAUAGGGCCCAUAUCAUACCUAAGGUUGGGCUAUAUACUAUUUAUUCAAACCAUAUCAAAAAGUGGGCUAUGAAUUGUUAUGCCAAGUUGCCAACCCUGGAGGAUUAGUUGGCCAUUAUUGAUGCAAUUAAGUAGUUGAACCCUAGGCUAUGUCAAAAAAAGGGAGGAAAUGUAAUGUAAAUAAAAUAGAAUGAAUUUCUUAGUUUGUCGGGGAGUAGGGCAACAAUAGUUGAAUUCAAGACCUCAAAGCUCUUUCUUUUUUUCUUUUUCAAUUUUUCCCUUUCAAUCAUAGGUCUUUAGUCUUUACCUUAGUUGACAUUUGCCCUACCAUUCUAGCAAACUUCUGAUAUUUUGGUAAUCUCAAUA